GCAGUGACACUCCCGGCGUAAAUAUAGCGCACGUCGAUGCAACUCGCAUGUUCCGGCACUUGGAAAAGCGUUCAGCGUCGUGUUGUUGGAUUAGCUUCGAAUGUGUCGUAAAAUAAAAUGGGCAAAUAGUUCCCAGCGCGUGUCACGUGACCGGCCGACGUCAGGCCGCGGGGGCGGGGCGUGUGUCUGACGUACGCUGCGAGGAUCGCUGGGUUUUGAUCGCGACUUCGAGCUUGUGUUUGGAAUCGUGCUUCUCUCGCCGCGCUGCUUCGUCGCCAGAGAUGAGCAGCGAGAAGCCGCAGUACACGCCGGUGGAGGCGGGCGCUUCUCCUCCGCUGCUGCCCGGGCAGCCAGUGUUUCCCGGGGCUGCCGCGCCAGGCCCCUGCGUGUAUGGCGGACCUCCGAUCGGGCCUCCCAUCGGGCUCCCGUACCCACCGCCAGUGGCCUUCGGCGGGCCCGUGGAGCCUCCUGGUGGGUUCGGAUAUGGCGGCGCUCCGAACCCCGCGGCGGAUCACCUCAAAUUCAUGCACAGUGCGGACAACGUUCACCACAGUGAGGAAGACCCGCCAGCCUUCCACGACAACCAGGACUUUAUUGAAGGCUUUGGCCUGGACAACAAGAGCAUCAGGAGAGCCUUCAUCCGGAAGGUGUUCCUGGUGCUGACCGCUCAGCUCACAGUGACCCUGGCCUUCGUGGCCGUGUUCACCUUUGUCGACGAAGUCAAGCAGUUUGUGCGGGUCAACAGCUGGACGUACUUCGUGUCCUACGGUGUCUUCUUGGCGUCGGUGCUGGCCAUCAGCUGCUGUGGCAGUUUUCGCCGUACGCACCCCUGGAACCUGAUCGCCUUGUCCGUCCUCACGCUCAGCCUGUCCUACAUGGUGGGGAUGAUUUCCAGCUACCACGACACGGACACCGUGAUCAUGGCGGUGGGCAUCACGGCCGUCGUCUGCUUCACUGUGGUCAUCUUCUCGCUGCAGACAAAGUAUGACUUCACUUCCUGUUACGGCGUGCUCUUCGUGUGCUUGAUCGUCCUCAUCGUCUUCGGCCUCCUCUGCAUCUUCAUCCGGGACAGGAUUCUGCACAUCGUGUACGCCGGCCUGGGAGCGCUGCUCUUCACCUGUUUCCUGGCGGUGGACACGCAGCUGCUGCUGGGCAACAAAGAGAUGGCUCUGAGUCCCGAGGAGUACGUCUUCGCCGCCCUCAACCUCUACACGGACAUCAUCAACAUCUUCCUCUACAUCCUGGCCAUCGUUGGCCGAGCCCGCGGCGGCUGACGGGCUCCGCCGCGUGAGAAAACGACACCUGCUUUGUCUUGUAGUUGCACUGAAAACCCUCCCUUGUCUGUGUUUGAUUUAUUAUGAUUUUUAAUAUAUGCACACAUGUAGUGAAAAUCGGACUGUGUGGUUCUACUAACCGAUGGAUUGUCGAUGCUGUAUUUUCCUUUCGCUGGAUUAAAGUUUUACGCGGUG
Molecule: messenger RNA, 1469 nt
Organism: Synchiropus splendidus (mandarinfish)
Lineage: Eukaryota; Metazoa; Chordata; Actinopteri; Syngnathiformes; Callionymidae
Gene: grinab
Product: glutamate receptor, ionotropic, N-methyl D-aspartate-associated protein 1b (glutamate binding)
Exons: 5
Coding region: 282-1274 (330 amino acids)
Biological process (GO): negative regulation of apoptotic signaling pathway
Cellular component (GO): endoplasmic reticulum; membrane; Golgi apparatus
Source: RefSeq, a predicted model, not a curated record